AUGCCCAGGGACACACAACAAUCACGCUUCUCGACGGGCUUGCGCGUUACAGACCUUGACGAUUUUCUCCCGAGCUCUACGGCGUGCGUCCUGCCGCUCCAGGGUGGGCUACCACCUCCCGGCUCUGUUGCCGCACCAGUUUACUCGCACAACGCUCACGAUGCGAACGGCGAGACGAACACACCGGUUGCUCGAGUGACGCUAUCCGACUGUCUGUCCUGCAGCGGUUGCAUUACCUCCGCAGAAACCGUUCUCUUGGCAACGCACUCGGUGGACAACUUUGUGACGGCCUGCAGCCAGAGCGCGGACGCGUUUGGUGCUGUCGUUGUCGCACCGGCAGUUGUGGCUUCGCUGGCAUCGGUGUGGAAGCUAGCCGAAAUCGAGUCUGUACUUGAGAGGAUCCAAACUAUCUUUGACAAGUUCGGCGCCUUCGCCGUCGUUCUGAAUAGCGUUGGGCGUUGCCUCUCGGUUCUGGAGACCUGCGCUCAAGCUGUCGAGCGGCUGCAACCUGACCAGAACGAUGGUUCAGGAGCACAGCAACCGCUUUUUGCAAGUGCUUGUCCAGGAUGGACAUUCUAUGUAGAGAAAACACAACCCCAUUUGGUAUCGUGUUUGGCGACCGCAAAGUCACCACAAGCGAUGAUGCAGCUCUUGGUCCGUCAUGAACUCGGGGAGCAUGCCUGGACUGUAAGCAUCGCACCAUGUUAUGACAAGAAGCUGGAGAGUCAGCGAGAUGCAAAGGACUCGGAGCACGUUUUCGUGCUGACGGCGACAGAGGUGCUCGAGCUGGCGGAGCGCGCCCCGCCGCAUAUGCCGAACGAUGCUCGACGCCAGCUUCGUAUAUCGCAACAGGUGUCGGCUUUGACAAAGUUUCGAGGCGCGUGGUGGGCUACUUUUGGAGGCCUCUCCGGGGGUUACGCCGUCGAAGUAUUUCGCUAUGUUGCGCAGUACGUGUUCAAGCACAGGGUGAGCGACGCCGUGCUCGAACCAGCCGCUGUCCGCGAAAGAAACCCCGACCUACGGCAGCUGCUGCUCUACCAGCAUCGGAGCUCGGGAGAUUUCGUCGUGAAUUUCCGGCCAGUCAUCGCAGACGACGACCUGCAAUUGAGGUACUCGGUAGCAACUGCGUACGGCUUUCGAAACAUCCAGAACAUCGUUCGCCAAUAUAAGCAUACCGGCCGGUGUAACUGGAAUUUUGUGGAAGUCAUGGCGUGUCCGGGUGGUUGUGGCAACGGUAACGGCCUUUGGGUCGUUCAGGAUACACCAACAUCGACACCGGUGUCGGCGGAGAGCGUGGCACCAGUUGCUAACCGCGUAUUCGCCCAGCGCACCCGUCAGGAGCGAAUCCAGGAAAUGGAACGCUCGCUACAACGUCUGCCUUGUUAUCACGUAGACGAGCUGCCGCAGUUGCGAGAACUAUGGGCUACUCUACGAGAAGCAGAGCCUCAGUCGCUGCGAUUCGAGUUCUGUGGAUUCAAUGAUCGCCAGCAACAAGAGGCGACUUACCGACAGCAGGACGGCGACAUAAAGUCCCAGGUCACUGUCUCCGAGAGACAUCGACUGGUGCAUCAGUGGUGA
This is a messenger RNA of Cyanidioschyzon merolae strain 10D, 1578 nucleotides long. RefSeq names its product similar to nuclear prelamin A recognition factor. Gene Ontology annotation, molecular function: 4 iron, 4 sulfur cluster binding. The transcript has a single exon. The coding region runs from base 1 to 1578 and encodes 525 amino acids. Lineage: Eukaryota; Rhodophyta; Bangiophyceae; Cyanidiales; Cyanidiaceae. The record is from RefSeq and is a predicted model, not a curated record.